Molecule: messenger RNA, 1035 nt
Organism: Loxodonta africana (African savanna elephant)
Lineage: Eukaryota; Metazoa; Chordata; Mammalia; Proboscidea; Elephantidae
Gene: TBPL2
Product: TATA-box binding protein like 2
Exons: 7
Coding region: 1-1035 (344 amino acids)
Biological process (GO): DNA-templated transcription initiation
Molecular function (GO): DNA binding; RNA polymerase II general transcription initiation factor activity
Source: RefSeq, a predicted model, not a curated record
AUGGAGGAGGAGGAAACGUACCUGGAGUUCUACCUGGACCAGUGCACCGCCCAGGAUGAAGUUGUCCCACCCAGAUCUCCCCCUUUCAGCCCAGUCACAUCUUACGAUGUGUACAUACCUAAUCCAUCCAAUCCAGAGAUGGCAUUUAGUUCACAUCUUAAAGACAAAGAAACAUCUGGUGAUUUCUCAUCUGUGGAUCUUAGCUUCCUACCAGAUGAGCUUACCCAAGAAAAUAAAGAUGAGACUGUCAAUGGAAGCAAGGAUGAAGUUGAAAAAACCUGUAAAACUCAAAGUCAUCAAAGUCAGUUGCCACUACCUAAGGAACAGGACAUUGACCUGGGCUUAAAUGGCAGUGGUUUGUCAAGUUCCCAGUCACAUCUGCACCCUGAUGAUGCUGACUCAGUCCAGCCCUCUCCUGAGAAACCAACCUCAGAUCCCCUGCCUCUGGCAUCCGUAGCUUCUAUGAAACCAAUGACCCCUGUUUCAGAAUGUUCUGGAAUUGUGCCUCAAUUACAGAAUAUAGUUUCUACUGUCAACUUGGCCUGUAAAUUGGAUCUGAAGAAAAUAGCUUUACAUGCAAAAAAUGCAGAAUAUAACCCAAAGAGGUUUGCUGCUGUUAUAAUGAGGAUCCGAGAGCCCAGGACAACAGCCCUCAUAUUUAGCUCUGGGAAAAUGGUCUGCACAGGAGCCAAAAGUGAGGAGCAGUCUCGACUUGCAGCUAGAAAGUAUGCUCGCGUGGUGCAGAAGCUUGGGUUCCCUGCCAGAUUCCUCGAUUUUAAAAUACAAAACAUGGUUGGAAGCUGUGAUGUGAGAUUUCCCAUCAGGCUGGAAGGUUUGGUGCUAACCCACCAGCAGUUCAGUAGUUAUGAACCUGAACUAUUUCCUGGCCUUAUUUAUAGAAUGGUAAAGCCACGAAUUGUGUUGCUUAUCUUUGUAUCUGGAAAAGUUGUGUUAACAGGUGCCAAAGAACGUUCUGAGAUCUAUGAAGCAUUCGAAAACAUCUAUCCUAUUCUAAAAGGUUUUAAAAAAGCCUGA